Messenger RNA from Lepus europaeus (European hare), 637 nucleotides. It is a transcript of the gene LY96, whose product is annotated as lymphocyte antigen 96. Gene Ontology annotation, biological process: positive regulation of lipopolysaccharide-mediated signaling pathway; innate immune response; cellular response to lipopolysaccharide. Gene Ontology annotation, cellular component: lipopolysaccharide receptor complex. The transcript is spliced from 5 exons. The record is from RefSeq and is a predicted model, not a curated record. The coding region runs from base 151 to 633 and encodes 160 amino acids. Gene Ontology annotation, molecular function: lipopolysaccharide binding; Toll-like receptor 4 binding; lipopolysaccharide immune receptor activity. NCBI's taxonomy places the organism in Eukaryota, Metazoa, Chordata, Mammalia, Lagomorpha, Leporidae.
GCUAAUAUUUCACACAGAGCCACAUGUGAAAAAGAGGAAACAUUUGGAAGGGAUCUCAGAAAUCAUGUGACUGAUGACUCAGGUGAAAAAGAGUCUGAUGACUAGUUACUGAUCCUCUGUGCAUUUUUAAAGUUUUGGACAUAUUGAAUCAUGUUCGCAUUUAUGGUUUUUUCUACCCUGAUUUCUUCCAUAUUUACUGAACCUGGGAAGCAACACUGGGUCUGCAAAUCUGCUGAUGCAACUGUUUCAUACACCUACUGUGAUAACAUGGAAAUCCCUAUUUCAAUUAAUAUUGAGCCCUGUAUAACACUGAAGGGAACCCAAGGUUUAUUGCAUAUUUUCUACAUUCCAAGGAGAGACAUGAAUCAAUUAUAUUUUAAUCUCUACAUAUCUUUCAACUCCAUGGAUUUGCCAAAGCGCAAAGAAGUUAUCUGCAAAGGAUCUGAUGAUGUGUAUUCUUUCUGCAGAGCUCUGAAGGGAGAGACUGUGAAUACAACAGUACCAUUUUCCUUCAAGGGCAUACGGCUUUCUAAGGGACAAUACAGAUGUGUUGUAGAAGCCAUAGCUGGGAGUGCUGAAGAAAUGAUCUUUUGCUUGAAUUUUACUAUCAUACACAACCCACGUGUCAAUUAGAAUA